UUCAGAAGUUCACCAGACUCUGUCAGACUCUGGUCAACUUUCUCCCUGUAGAAGAUUCUUUUCUCUUUCUAAUAAACUCUGUUAAACUUUACUCACCCAGACUAUUGAUAAUUAUUUUUUUCUGCAACAAAGGCCACAGCCUGAAUCUGAGGAAGAGGAGAAGAUCAUUCAUCAGCAGAGCUAAAUCAUCAUCUUCAACAUCCACGUCCCUCCAUUUUAAAGAUGCUGACUGUGACUCUGCUUGUUUGUGGCCUGGUAGCUGUGGCCAGAACACUCGACGACAGCGUAGAGGAAGAUCCUUGUGAGAAAUAUUCUACUGACUCUUGGAUUCGGUUACAUGGCCGCAGUUACUUAUUUGUUCCAGCUAAUUUAACUUGGGCUGAAGCUGAGAAAAACUGUCGCUCCAUGCAGGCCAACCUUGUGUCAGUGCACAACGCAGAUGAGAAUGAGUUCAUUAAUGACUUGAUAAUAAUAUUCACUCACAGCAGUCCUAGAACAUGGAUUGGAGGCAGUGACUGCCAGCAGGACAACCUGUGGCUCUGGAGUGAUGGCACUGACUUUACAUUUUCACUGUGGAGUCCAGGGCAACCGGACAAUCUAAAUGGCCAAGAGGCUUGCAUACAGAUUAAUCCUGGAGAAAUCAGUCAGUGGGAUGAUACGAGCUGUUCUGAUCUCCUCCCUUCAAUCUGUGCUAAGACCUGUAAAACUCGCUGAGCUGACACAGAGGCCUGCUGCAUCUGAAUAACCUUUUAGCUUCUUAUGUAUCCGUAGAUUGAACUCUCUACUUCUACAAAACGCUGCUGAAGGUGCAAUUCACAUAAACACGGUUUGUUCUGCUGAGCGGAGGCUGAAUGUGUUCUUAUAAAAAAUAUAUAAAUUUGAUAUGAAAUGUAAAAAUAACUGUGAUGCACAUUAAACUAUCAAAUGUAUAGCUGUUCUGCUUCAUUACAUCAAUUUCCCAUGUGCUGGUGUUCUUUUUAUGAGACAGAAAGGUCAUUUAAUCAAGAUGUCCCAGUUCAGAAAUUUAUCAGAAUUACUCGCGGUUUAUUAUUAUCUGUAUACUAUUAUGACAACAACUGGAAAACUCAACCUAUGUGACAGAACUGUUAUAGGAACCAUUCAUAGAUAGGCUUUUAUGCUUUGUAAACUGGCUUGAAUGAACACAGUUAUUAAACUGGACUAAUGUGGA
Messenger RNA from Melanotaenia boesemani (Boeseman's rainbowfish), 1189 nucleotides. RefSeq names its product ladderlectin-like. Gene Ontology annotation, molecular function: signaling receptor activity. The transcript is spliced from 6 exons. Lineage: Eukaryota; Metazoa; Chordata; Actinopteri; Atheriniformes; Melanotaeniidae. The record is from RefSeq and is a predicted model, not a curated record. Bases 223 to 714 code for a protein of 163 amino acids.